AAUAUCAUAUCACUCUCACUCUCACGCUCCUUACAUCAUCAUCAUUAUUAUUAUUAUUUCAAUGGUGUUCUCUUUAGUCUCAUGUGUAUAUAUAUUCGUGCUUCGGUGUCUGUAUGUGACAGUGCAACUGUAAGAACCAACGCAUAAUUAAAUUGGUGCUACUACUUUUCACAUAUUUCCUGCAUAUGAUGGGUUCUUCGUAUUCCUUCCUUUUCCUUUUCUCAUUUCUCUUCUCCUUGUUCUGCUCUUCUUCUUAUUAUUGCAUUGCUGCAUCUUCUUUAUACACUAGUAGCCGGAAGUUGCUGCUGCUUGACAAUGACCCUCUUCCUCUCACUCCUCCUAUGGGGUGGAACAGUUGGAAUCACUUUCACUGCCAGAUUAAUGAGACCGUUAUUAAAGAAACGGCUGACGCUUUAGUCUCAACUGGGCUUGCUAAGCUUGGAUACCUCUAUGUCAAUAUAGAUGACUGUUGGGGUGAAUCAAAACGUGACCGCCAGGGAAAUCUUGAAGCCAACAAGACUACAUUCCCUUCUGGUAUUAAAGCUGUAGCAGAUUAUGUUCAUAGCAAGGGUCUCAAGUUAGGAAUCUACGCAGAUGCAGGGCUCAGAACUUGUACGGGAAGGGUGCCAGGCUCACUUGGGCAUGAAGAGCAAGAUGCCGCCACAUUUGCUUCAUGGGGAAUUGACUACCUCAAGUAUGACAAUUGUUAUAACAAUGAUACUAAACCAACUGUCAGAUACAAAGUAAUGUCGGAUGCUCUAAAGAAGACGGGGCGCUCCAUCUUUUUCUCUCUGUGUGAAUGGGGAGACAUGAGCCCAGCACUAUGGGGAGGAGAUAUCGGUAAUAGCUGGAGAACAACAGAUGACAUAUCGGACUCAUGGGAGAGUAUGCUGAAGAUAGCUGACAUGAACCAAGUGUAUGCUGAUUAUGCUAAGCCUGGUGGCUGGAAUGACCCAGACAUGCUAGAAGUGGGGAAUGGAGGAAUGAAGUACAGUGAAUACGUGGUGCAUUUUAGCAUUUGGGCCAUCUCUAAGGCACCACUUCUUCUAGGAUGUGAUGUUCGAUCGAUGACGGAUGAAACUAUGCAGAUCAUAAGUAACGAGGAGGUAAUAGGCAUAAAUCAAGAUUCCCUGGGGGUUCAAGCCAAAAAGGUUAGAAUGGAAGGAGAGCGAGAUAUAUGGGCAGGACCUCUUUCUGGGAAUAGAAUAGUGAUUCUGUUAGUAAACAGAAAGAAAUAUAAAUCCACAAUGACCGCACAUUGGGACGAUAUUGGCAUCACCCCAAACCAUACACUUGUUGAAGCAAGAGAUGUUUGGGAGCAGCAUCAAACCCUCACAACGCAGUUUCAAGAUAAGUUAACAACAGAUGUGGAUCCUCGUGCAUGCAAGCUCUAUGUCUUAACUCCAAUCUCACAAUAACUAGAAAACAAAAUACUACUACUAAUGUGUGUACGCUCAAAGCAUUUGUAAUAGAACUUAAUGAAUAUUUACUGCCAUUUUCAAGGUCCAA
This is a messenger RNA of Ricinus communis (castor bean), 1509 nucleotides long. RefSeq names its product alpha-galactosidase 1. Bases 186 to 1418 code for a protein of 410 amino acids. The transcript is spliced from 14 exons. Gene Ontology annotation, biological process: carbohydrate metabolic process. The record is from RefSeq and is a predicted model, not a curated record. Lineage: Eukaryota; Viridiplantae; Streptophyta; Magnoliopsida; Malpighiales; Euphorbiaceae. Gene Ontology annotation, molecular function: hydrolase activity, hydrolyzing O-glycosyl compounds.